Messenger RNA from Colias croceus (clouded yellow), 1644 nucleotides. Its product is annotated as organic cation transporter protein-like. Gene Ontology annotation, molecular function: transmembrane transporter activity. The record is from RefSeq and is a predicted model, not a curated record. Gene Ontology annotation, biological process: transmembrane transport. The coding region runs from base 1 to 1644 and encodes 547 amino acids. The transcript has 9 exons. Lineage: Eukaryota; Metazoa; Arthropoda; Insecta; Lepidoptera; Pieridae. Gene Ontology annotation, cellular component: membrane.
AUGAAUCUACAAAAGACAAAAAACACGAAACAAGAUGCUAAAGACCCAGUAGAUAAUAUUGCUUUUAAAAUAUUGGGUGAUUUUGGAAAAUGGCAAUUGAAAAUAAGCAUUUUGAUGGCUUUACUAAAGCUACCGAUGGCGUGGUAUCAACUAAAUAUUUUGUUUCUUGCUCCUCCUCAAAAUUUUUGGUGUGCGAAACCAAAAAUUUGUAGUCGAUAUUCAAAUGACGAAUGGCGCCAGAUUUGUUCACCACAUAAUCAAGAGCAUCCAUGUCUUAUUUUCGAUCCGGAUAUACUUGCAGUAGCCCCCAUGAUUGAUAGAUCACUGGUGCCUUUGGUACAUUGUAAGAAAUUUGUUUAUGAUACAUCUGUAUUCAGUCGAACUAUAACAUCUGAAUGGAACUUAGUAUGUUCUAAACAUUGGUUGGUACAUUUCACACAAGCGGUUAUGAUGUGGGGUACAGUUGUUGGUGGGAUAUUAUUCCCGAUAUGGGGAGAUAAAUACGGUCGAAAGAACCCACUCAUGUUUGGUAUACUUUUGCAAUUUGUUGCCGGCUUCCUAACAUGUGUUGUGAGGCAAUACUGGAUGUUUAUGAUAUUUUGGUUCAUUUUAGCUGUAGCGACCGGCGGAUUGGGGAUUAUUUCUUUUGUCGUGUGCAUGGAGGUUGUAGGUGGUAAAUGGCGGACAGUUAUUCCAAUUUUCUACCAACUACCUUUCGGACUGGGUAACACUGUGUUAGCAUUACUUGCCUAUUGGAUAAGAGAUUGGCGAUAUUUGGAAUUUGCCUUAUCUUGCCUUACUUCCCUGUUCCUUUUGUACUAUUUUGUAAUGGAAGAGUCGCCUCGAUGGCUGUUAGCUACAGGGCAGCUAGAAAAGGCGUGUGUUGUUCUCGAAAAGGCUGCAAAGUUUAAUGGCAGAGAAAAUGACUUUAAAAACGCAAAGCGAACUCUUCUCAAAAUGGGAACUAAUAAAAGACAUAAUCCGGGAUUUUUUGCUUUCAUCAAAUCGAGGAAUAUGAGAACGAAAACUUUACUAUUGUCCGUAAAUUGGUUUUGCACGGGACUAGCCUUUUUCACAUUCUCGCAAUACCUCGGUUACAUAGCUACAAAUCUUUAUCUGAUGAUAUUUUUGAGUGGUCUUAUUGCUCUACCUGGGUGUAUGUUAUGUCUCUGUAUAAUAAUGAGAUACGGACGAAAAACAACCGUUUGGAUAUUUCAAAUAAUAACGUCCAUUUGUUUCUUGAUUAUUCUUUUGAUACCGAAAGAAAUGUACGCCGAAGAUUGGCCUCGAUUGAUUGUGGCUGGAAUAGGAUUCGCUAGUUUAUCGGGAACAGUACCAGCUCUAUAUUUGUACUCUGGGGAAUUAUUUCCGACUCUUGGCCGGAAUGCGGGGGUCGGAGGAGUGACAACCUUCGCUCGAAUCGCUUCAAUGAUAGCCCCAGGGGUGGUCAGCCUGGAUGAGAUUAAAGCUGAUUUACCACUCAUUAUACUUGCUGUGAUGUCGUUUUGUCAAUUAGCACUUCUUGUGCCCUUGCCAGAAACAAAGGAUCACCCAUUGCCAGACACGUUGGAAGAAGCGGAACGGUUUUCUAAAUUAGAAAACCAACAUUAUGGAAAAGAAAAGAAAACACCAGGAAAUGCAUAA